Molecule: messenger RNA, 2122 nt
Organism: Trichobilharzia szidati
Lineage: Eukaryota; Metazoa; Platyhelminthes; Trematoda; Strigeidida; Schistosomatidae
Source: the annotation of a GenBank genome assembly
GAACUUUCAGUACAAAGUCGUCAUGUAGUUGUCAUGAGUUCGCCAAGUUAUGGUUUCACUAAAUUCACCGCUUGUCCUGCACAUUUUGGUGUAUUCCCCGGUGAAGAAUUACCAUCCAGUCAACAGUCGUCAACACCAUCAGCGGCAGCGGCAUCGGCGGACGAAGCGUCGUCUGUAAAUUCCGCUUGGACACCAUUAAUAGGUCCUGUACGCGUUGUUGAGCCUAUUGAUGCUUGUAAACCAAUUGCAGAAUAUGCUUAUGCCUAUCCACCAGAUGGAUAUGAUAUAUGGAAUCAGAAUCCAACUGGAGGACAACAGAACACUUCAAUUCCUUCGUUAGACAGUUAUGUAACGAUGAAAAAUAGUAGAGGUCUCAUUUUCGGUUCCAUUGGUAUUGUUCGUCGUGGUGGUUGUGUUUUCGUUGAAAAAGCUUAUCAUUUAGCACAAGCUGGUGCUAUCGGUGUCAUUGUGGUUGAUAAUAAACCUGAAACAUCAAGUGAAAUUGGUCCGUUGUUUGCAAUGUCUGGAGAUAAUGAUUUUAAUGAUUUAAUGAAACAUAUUCAUAUACCAGUUGUAUUAUUACUGGGUGCAGAACGUGAUCAAUUAUUCAAUAUCAUUCGUACACAUUGGAAUCAUACCCAUUCAGCACUGAAUAUUAUGUUAACUAAAGAAUAUAAUCUUGCUGAUUCGUUCAAUACAGCUCUGUCAAUAAUGAAUACGGAAAUCAUUAGGGAACACGAGAAACUACCACUCAACAAUAUCGUAGGAGAUACUCAUACGUCUUUCCAACUGAUUAGCCAUCUGUACCAAUCAUCGUCAGUGUCAAUGAAAACGCUUCAUUUGAAUAAAAUUUCCGACACAAUUGGAUUUUCUAUAUCAUAUAAUAACAAUUCAGAUAUGUUUCAUCUCAGGGAUUCUAUGUCUCCAUCUUCACCUGCAUCUUCUCCCUUGUCUACUUCCCCUUCCCCUUCUUCUUCUUCGACUUCUGAGUCUCCCAGAUCAUCAUCCGCUGGAAGUGAUUCUGAGGCAGCUGAAGAUGAUGAUGUCACAAGGACAGAAACAACACCAAGUGACUCCAUAAAUCCAUUAUCUUGGUCAUUCACAUUUUCUAUCAAUAAUGAUUUAGAAAGAUCAAGUUAUUUUCUACCAAUUAACGAGAAUAAUGAUAGCCUCUUUGUUGGUGAUAAUAAUAAUAAUAAUAAUACUGUGAUUAAAGGAUCACCAAAAGAUAUUUCAAUUUGGCGGGAUUUAUUCGAUACUACAUUAAAACAAAUUAAAUUGAAUACUGAAUGUCAGCAUUUUAUGUUAGCCGUAUUACAAAUUAGUCUGCAUAAAGUAUGCCCAUCGGAUUCACCGUAUUAUAUGAAUCAAACAAUUCAGAUAUCAAGGAGACAUUAUGAAUUAAUCAAUACGUGUUUAAGUGAACUACUUCAUCUCAAUGAAAAAUCAAUUAGUAGACAACAAGAACAAGCGCAACCAAGUGAUAAUAAUAAUAAUAAAGGCACCACCACUACCAACAGCGACAACAACAACAAUAACAACUCUGAUAAUAUUGUGAUCACAUUACAAUUGGGCUUUCAAUUAAUUUCUAAUGAUGAUUUAUCGUCUACUACAAUAUUCCCUCCAACUUUUUCAUCUUCUCCGCCGCCUUCACAUCCUGUUGAUCCUCAUGCUCCUGCUGCUGAUGAAGCUGGCGUCUCUCAGACUACUUCUACUCCUACUCCUGCUCCUCGUAAAGAUGAAUUGUAAAAUAAUUGUCAGGUCUCUCUUUUUUUUAUUUGCUAAAAGUUCUUUUCUUUUAUGAUUACUAACAGUAUUUGUGUUAUGUGUGUAUGUGUGUGUUGUGUGAUGCGAAAACCUCUAAAGUCUUUGUAAAAUACAACCAACCGUAUAUUUAUGUGUAUAUUGUACAUGUAAAGAAAUUAAUUCAUUUAACUGAUCGAAUGAUUAUUGGCUGAUUGUCUGACUGACUGAUUGAUUGGUUGACUGCCUGACUGACUAACUGAUUUAACCAAUAGCCUCUUUGUUUAUAAUUUCAAUCUUAUCUUUUGCCCGUCUGUGUGUGUCUGUCUAUCUAUCUAUCUCAAUAUAAUCAAAUAGUAAAAGUACCAAAUACUGUUUA